AUGAGAUCAUUGCUUUCUGCAAAUCCGAGACUGCCUCGUCCGUCUUUCGAGAAAGAUGAUGAAGCACUAGAGUCAAUCCUCGACGGUGGGGACUACAAAGGCGAUAAAGUGGUUGAGAAUGGACCGACACGGCUCCAGAUAGCGUCUCGACAGGUAUUUCCGAGGAGCCUGCCGAAGUUUUAUGGAGCAGCAGAAGAGUGGCCGAUCUUUAUCAGCGCCUACGAGCAGGCAAACCAGUCCUGUGGAUUCACCAACGCAGAGAAUUUGGUCCGUCUACAGGAUGCUCUGAAGGGGAAAGCAUUGGAUACGGUUCGAAAUCGUCUACUUUUGCCGGAGAACGUGCCGUUGAUCAUCGAGAAGCUGAGGAAGAGAUUCGGGAAUCCGGAGAUCCUGUCAACCAGAUUGGCGACAAAGAUCCAGCAGCUAGAGGGACCAAGCUCGGAGAGUUUGGAGUCGGUGAUCGAGUUCGGAAGUGCCGUCGAAGAGUUUACUCAGCAUCUCAAAGCGGCCGGGCUGGUGGACCACUUGAAGAACCCAAUUUUGAUGCAGAGUCUAGUUCAGAAGCUGCCGUCAUACUAUGCCAUGGAGUGGGUGGACUACAAGCGACGCGCACAGUCAGUCGACUUGGAAACAUUCGGUGCAUUCAUGGAAGGUCUCGUAGAGAAGGCGUUGGAAGCAACCUUCGAGAAGGCAGAUGCAAAGGAGAAGGGUAAGAUGCGAAAUAGACCACAAACGAAGGCUUUCGUUCACGUCACGGAUGGAGAUAGCGGCCGGUCUGGGAGUGUGAUGUCAGCUGGAAAGAAUUCGUCACCCCAACCCCAGCGCCGAGAGUUGAAGUGUUCCGUGUGCCAAAAGUCUGGGCAUUACGGAAGGAACUGCCAGGAAUUGCUCAAACAGAGUGUUGCAGAGCGGUGGAAAACGGUGACUCGGUUGAACCUCUGUCCACUCUGCCUUUACGACCAUGGACAACGAUCAUGUCGUAUAAGAGUUCGUUGCAAGGUAGAUGGCUGUCCGGAAAACCACAAUGCCCUUCUUCAUGGUGGACCAGCCGGAUACUCGCGAACUCAGGUGCAGUGUAAUAGUCAUCGUCAGUCGAAAUGUGCAGUUCUGUUUAGGAUGGUUCCAGUGACGCUAUACAACGGCAAGAAAAGAGUAGAUACUCUAGCACUCAUCGAUGAAGGAUCUUCGGUUACCAUGGUGGACAGUGAAUUGGUGAGAACGUUGGGUGCCGAUGGACCAGUGGAACCACUGCAGAUGACUUGGACAAACGGCGUACAGCGCACGGAGUAUCAGUCGAAGAAAGUGGUGCUUGAGAUAUCUGCCAGAGACUCGUCGAGUAGAUACGAUCUGCUGGAAGCUCAUACGGUGCACAGGUUAAACCUCCCUGCACAGAAGCUGGAUUCAGCGAAGUUGGUCCAGGAGUUUAAGCACCUUGAAGACAUCGACAUUCCCAGUUACGAGAGAACUACACCGAAGGUGCUGCUGGGGAUCGAUAAUCUUCACUUGAUCGCCCCGCUGGACUCACGAAUCGGAGAAUCUGGUAAACCAGUUGCCAUUUUGUGCAAGCUCGGCUGGACGGCUUAUGGUCCACAACCAAACGUCGUAGGAAAGGUGCAUUUUCUGGGACACCAUCGGUGCUCGUGUGAGGAGUGCAGCAAAGCGGAUAAGGAUCUGGACGAGGCGAUGAAGAAACAUUAUCAACUUGAAGACGUCGGAGUGUCACCUAUUCGUUUAGAAUCGAAGGAAGAUCGUAGAGCACGCGAGAUUUUGGAGAAGACCACUCGAAGAGUGGGUAGCAGGUUCGAGACAGGAUUACUCUGGAAAGAAGAUGAUGUUCGAUUUCCGGAGAGUUUAGACAUGGCCAUGAAGCGGUUGCGAUGUUUGGAGGCUCGGAUGAACCGGAAUCCUGGAGUGCAGGAAUGUUUGCAGAAGCAGUUGGAAGAAUAUCUUGCCAAAGGCUACGCGCAUCGUAUCACCGAGCAGGAGUUAAAGGAGACGCCGAAGAGUAAAGCUUGGUACCUACCGCUGAACUACGUGGUACAUCCGAAGAAACCUGGCAAGGUGCGGUUGGUCUGGGAUGCGGCAGCGAGGGCUCAUGGAGUGUCGCUUAACGAUAAGCUGUUGAAGGGUCCAGACAUGAUAACGUUGCUACCAGCUGUUAUAAGUGGAUUCCGCGAGAGAAACGUGGCGUUUGGAGGUGACAUUAGGGAAAUGUUUCAUCAAGCAUGGGUUCGUGCAGAAGACCGUCAGGCACAACGGUUCAUAUUCGUGGGUCCGAACGGAGCGGUGGAAACGUACGUGAUGGAUGUGGUUAUCUUUGGCUCGACCUGUUCGCCUUGCUCCGCACAGUACGUGAAAAACUUGAACGCGCGGGAACAUGCCGAGCAGUAUCCGGAGGCUGCCGAAGCUAUCGUUCGAAAGCACUAUGUCGACGACUAUUUCGACAGUGCCGAUACAGUAGAGGAAGCGGUGAGACUAGCGAUGGAUGUGCGACGUGUACACGCCAACGGUGGGUUCGAGAUUCGGAACUGGGUUUCCAACUCACAGGAAGUGUUACGUCAGCUCGGAGAGGAGAAGUCUGUGGUGAAACCACUAGAAGUAGACAAGCAUUGCGCUACGGAGAGAGUCCUGGGAGUGCUGUGGGACCCGGAAGGUGAUCACUUCGUUUUCUCAACGGAGAUUCGCCAAGACCUUCAGCCCUACAUUCGGGAAGGUGCUUGGCCAACAAAGAGGAUUGUGUUGCGGUGCAUUGCCAGCAUGUUCGAUCCGAAGCAGUUCCUGGCUCCGCUGUUGAUACACGGACGGAUCAUAAUGCAGGAUUUAUGGCGUAGCGGCAUAGGUUGGGACGAGAAGCUCACGGAAGCUCACUACAAGCGGUGGGUGCAGUGGACACAGCUAUUCCAUCUAAUCGAUGAGAUUCGUGUUCCACGGUGUUACCUCGGUGGAUUGGACUCGAAGGUCUAUGAAACGGUGCAGUUACACGUUUUCACUGACGCUGGAGAUGCGGCAUAUGGAUGCGUGGCCUACUUCAGGUUCGAGGACGGCGAAGUCGUUCACUGCGCAUUCAUCGAGGCCAAAGCAAAGGUGGCGCCAUUACAGUACCUGUCUACACCACGGUUGGAGCUAGAAGCGGCUGUUCUCGGUGCGCGAUUAACAAAGUCGAUCUGCGAUGCCCAUUCCUUUCCGGUAGCGAAGCGGUUCCUGUGGUGUGACUCGGAUACGGUAGUAUCAUGGGUGAAAUCGGACCAACGAAGGUAUAAGCCGUUCGUUGCCUAUCGUAUUGGCGAGAUCCUCAGCAUCACGAAUCCAGAAGAUUGGCGUUGGGUAGGAACGAAGGACAAUCCAGCGGACGAUUUGACGAAGUGGGGCAAAGGAACGGAGAUCAAGUCGGGAAGCCGAUGGUUCCAUGGACCGGAUUUUCUGUAUCACGGAGUGGAAGAAUGGCCGAAGCAAAAGCGUCCAAAGGUGGAAGUUGCUGAAGAGCUCCGGGCGAGCGUGCUGCUGCAUCACAUCGUGUUACCCGAGGGGUUUACGGAGAGGUUACAGCAUAUUUCGCGUUGGACAGUAAUGGUGCGGACCCUAGCAACAGUGUUCCGAUUCGCGUCCAACUGCCGGCGACGCGUCAAGAAGCUGCCGAUCGAAGCCGUUAGGAAAGGUGUCAAGCAAGGAUCAACGUUCCCCGCCGUGGAUGUGCCGUUGCGACAGGAGGAGUACCAAGCUGCAGAAACAGUUUUGUGGAAGGUAAUUCAGGCAGACGAGUUUGCCGACGAAGUGAGGACCCUGGUGAAGAACAAGGAUUCGACAGUACAUGAAAUGUCACUAGAGAGGUCGAGUAAGCUGUAUCGUCUUGCGCCGUUCCUGGAUGAGGAUGGUGUCGUGCGGAUGGAAGGUCGUACAGAAGCGGCGGAAUAUGCGGCAUUUGAUGCGAGGUUUCCGAUCAUUCUGCCGAAGGACCACGUGGUGACUCGAAGGUUAUUAGAACACUACCAUCGGCAGUAUGGGCACAGCAGCAGAGAAACCGUUGUAAACGAAGUUCGGCAGCGAUUCUACAUUCCGUGUCUCCGAGCGCUAGUAGAUCAAGUGAUGCGAGCCUGUGUGUGGUGCAAGAUUCAAAAGGCGAAGCCAAUUGUUCCGAGAAUGGCACCCUUACCAGGGCAGCGUUUGGCGGCGAGGGUCGAUCCGUUUUCGUACGUCGGCAUAGACUAUUUUGGUCCACUGGAAGUGUCUAUUGGCCGAAGGAAGGAAAAGCGAUGGGUGGCACUUUUCACGUGCCUAACUGUGCGAGCGGUACAUUUGGAGGUGGCGUACAACUUGACGACUGAGUCGUGCAAAAUGGCGAUCAGGAGGUUUGUAAAGCGGCGUGGCAGUCCGAUCGAGAUCCUUUCGGAUAACGGCACGAACUUUGUCGGUGCCAGUCGAGAUCUGCUGAAGGAAAUAAAUCUAGCAUGUGCGGAUACCUUUACCGGUGCGAGGACUCGUUGGACCUUUAACCCACCGGCUGCCCCACACAUGGGAGGUGCGUGGGAGAGAAUGGUGCGCUCGGUGAAAGAGGCACUAAAAACGUUCACAGAUGGUCGGAAGCUGACGGACGAGAUCCUGCAGACGACACUGAUCGAGGCGGAGAACCUGAUCAACUCUCGUCCACUCACCUACGUGUCCACCAACGUGAAGGAAGACAAGGAAGCGUUGACGCCGAACCACUUUUUGCGUGGUCGUUCAUCGGUCGAGUGUCUGCCGUCGAGGAAUCCCAUUGACCUGGCCAACACGUUGCGUAGUAGCUACCAUCGCGCACAGUUCUUGGCGGAUGGAUUCUGGGAUCGUUGGCAGAGGGAAUACCUGCCGAUGUUAAACAAGAGGUCUAAGUGGUUCGUGGAUCAGCGACAAGUAGCGGUUGGAGAUUUGGUGUUCGUGGCAGAUGGAGAGAAGCGAAACGUCUGGGAGCGAGGCGUGGUGAAGAAGGUGUUCGUUGGGAGUGACGGAAGAACCGGUAGCGAAGCUAGCCGUUCUGGAGGUCACUUCGAAGGAGUAAUCCCCGUACUGUUCCUGAUGGAACCAGCCACAGGGUUUACGGGCGGGGGAAUGUUGCCGUUGCAGUCAGGCCUGAAAGGGUUGCGGUAGCAUAACUACCGUGAACGCGCCCCUUUGAUGCGCCCGUUUUUGACGUUUCUUGCCGUCGCUGUAGCAGUGAGGCGCAUAUAUGAAUGUAUGCACACAGAGGUGCGAUAGUGAGUGGGAUAAGCUGAACACGGCCAUCGCUUUCGCACUACUUUGUUUUGUUUACCCCAGCAGCUGUUUUACCCCAGCAGGAGAGUAUAGACUCCAUCGCGAUAGAUGUGUUUUUGUUGUUGCGAAUUAUGUUUUGUGCCGAUUAUUGUACCUAGUAAGUUGUGUAAUUUGUAGUUUAUUAGUUUAUUUGUAGCUUUUUAAAUAUUGUGAAAUCAUAGAUUGUUCGCCACUGUUGUACCGCGGGAAGCAGAUAUGUUUGCAUUUAGUGUAUUACUGUUCAAUUACCGUAAGUUAAAUAUUAUGUAAAGGUGACAUGUUGUUCAGUGUCUUUUAUUUAAUUAAUUGAUAGGACCUCGCUAAGCCCACCGAAGGUAGAUUGGUAUUGAGGAGUUGCAGGCGUUGAAAAACUAAAUUGUAAGUGUCGAUUGUAAGUUUGUUUAAUGUAAAUAGUUUGUUAAUUUUGAAUAUAUUUUAGUUGAGUUUGUCCGUCAAAAGACCUACUUUUGAAAAUCGUUUUUCAUUCG
This is a messenger RNA of Ochlerotatus camptorhynchus, 5750 nucleotides long. RefSeq lists its product as uncharacterized. The transcript has 2 exons. The record is from RefSeq and is a predicted model, not a curated record. Lineage: Eukaryota; Metazoa; Arthropoda; Insecta; Diptera; Culicidae. Bases 1 to 5118 code for a protein of 1705 amino acids. Gene Ontology annotation, biological process: DNA integration. Gene Ontology annotation, molecular function: nucleic acid binding.